This is a messenger RNA of Lepus europaeus (European hare), 4238 nucleotides long. RefSeq names its product family with sequence similarity 217 member B (gene FAM217B). The transcript is spliced from 4 exons. Bases 25 to 1389 code for a protein of 454 amino acids. The record is from RefSeq and is a predicted model, not a curated record. NCBI's taxonomy places the organism in Eukaryota, Metazoa, Chordata, Mammalia, Lagomorpha, Leporidae.
UGACUGUGUUGUGGCCUUUGGUAGAUGAAGUGCUGCGGUGCUGGGAACUCCUCUGCAGACAUAAGAGGAAUAAAGAAGUCCCCUCGGCAGCCGUCACCACCACCGUCCCCCAGCAGGCUGAGCAGGGACACCGCGAGCACGGGAGAGAAGACAGUCCAUGCGACCCCCGGUGAUGGCCAGCCACGUGGUGUGCACAAGAAACGGAAUAGGGUGAACGAAGCGCAUCGGGAAGGCAGCAGUGUGAACGCUGGCCCAUCUUGGAAUAAAGUGCAGCGUUCGAAGAAUUCUUCAGGAAGAAGGCAGAGUAAAUCCCGAGUACCCUGUGUUUCCUCCCAGCUGAACGGCAGCCUUGUGGGUGUCUCCCAGCCAACUGAAGAUGAAGUUAGAGCAGGCAUUGCCGCAGGAGGAAAACCCAAAAGGGACCCGAGUUCCAGGGGCCAGGGGGCCUCAGCGAGCCAGCUGUUUCUGGACUUUGAGUCCAUGAAGAUUAUUAAAGAGAGUCCCGAUGAGGACAGCGCGAGCGACCUCUCUGACUCAGAGAGGGUUCCCAUUCCUCCUUCUCCCCUGACGCCUCCAGACCUCCAUCUCCGCGCUGAAGAGAUCGACCCACUUGACUUCGCUAUGCAGCUUGGUCACGGCCACGCGAAGCCUGAACACAGUUACCCCGAUUUCCUUCCACCCCCUUACAGCUCCUGGGACCUACGGGCGAUGGCCUUGCUUCUGCACACCGAGUGCAGCCCCGGGGCCGUGCCGCGCGCAGGGGGGCUUCUUGGGAAGUACGUGGACAGGCUCCUUCAGCUCGAGUGGCUGCAGCUCCAGACCAUCCAGUGUGAAAAAGCGAAGGCGGCCAAAGCAAGGCCUCCCCCUGGCCCCGGGCCCGCAGGGGCUCUCAAGAGCCCUGGGAGAAGGAAGCUCAGUGCUGGCGCCCUGUCCAAGCCACCAGCUCGGCAGGAAGGCUGUUCAAAGUCAGGCCCUUCGCGAAAGAAAGGUUUUCCCCACGAAGAAGCCCAUCCGUCGUAUCGCGCCUUUGAGACUUCCCCGAAGCCGAGCGACGUGGCGGGCGGCACCAGGUUAUGUUCUCAGAAGCAGAAGUUUGAGAUGAGGAUGGAGGAGAAGAAAAGGAAAUCGACCAAGAGCCUCCAGCUGCAGCGCUGGGAUCCGUCCUGUGGCGGCUGCAGCCCGAAGAUGGAAACCAGUGGGAACAUGCGGGUCCCCCGACAGCCAGCCCCGACUCUGGACUCGGCGGACCCCUGGAAGGCCCCCAAAACACAAGCGCUUGCGAAUCUCAAGAAAAAGGCAAAUGCAAACAGUUGUGGCCAUGCCACUAUGUCCAGCGAGAAGAAGCUCAAAACCAAUGGAGUAAAGGAGCACACACACAGGCUAAAAUGAUUCUGAAAUGAGGAACUGCGAGGCCCGUCCGAGGUGUGAAUAUGAGAGCUCUUCCGAAGGUCAGCUGUGCUGUGAGUUUUUAGUUUGAAGACAUUGGCUAUUCUGUCUAGCCCGCCUAUACCUCCAGUUUCCAAAGAAAGAUGUCUUUCUAAAGGGCUUUCUCUGUAUGGAUAAGUCUUGGGCAAAAAUUAGGCUAGGUGUACGCCUUGAAAGGGGUAAGCCAGCAAUUCCUGGGGGAAGCUUCGAGAGCCCCACAGUCAGCGCUUUGGAACAGAGCCGUGGCUAGCUCCCUUCCACCUGCACGCAAGCCUACAGAACUGAACACACAAGGCUGGAAAUAAGGCCCUGCUCACCACUGCCUCCUUGCGACUGCAUCCAGUAUUCAAGAGAAGCUUCGUCCUUUCGGCCCCAGGAGAAACCUCAGUGGUAUUGUCAGCAGCCGUGUAGCACGGAACUGCCUGCUCCUUGGAGACCUGGGGUCUCCUACUUCACACGUUUCCUCUGUCUGGGAUUCAGAGAUGGUGUUUUACGUGUAGAGGUGGUGGUGGUUAAGCCGAGGUUGACAUACGUGGUAGACUUUGCUGGCUGGAAAGUCUGCAGACUUAGACAUGAGGCUCACAGGCCUCUCCCAGAGGUUCCCCAGGGAAACCGCCGAUCAAUGGAGGACUCGCACUAAGAUAAGAACACACAGGGAACCGUGCUGAAUGUAACAGAUACGAAGCUGCUUGUUCCGGACCCAAAUCCUUUUGUCCUUAGAAGGGACGUGCUGUUUCCAUUUGCAAGUGCAGGAUAUUACGUCUUGCUGGAGGGGUAGGGGCAGAGGACACAGUUCAGGAAGUUGGGAGAGUGGAGUGCGAGCGAGUGCGGAGUGCGUCCUGAGCACCCUCCGCUGCUCCCACGGCUGCCUGCCUUGCGAAAGCCUUGGUUAACUGUAGUGCAAUGGCCGCUCCUAGUGGCUGUGGCCUUGCUCUGAUAUACAUUUAUAUAAUUUAUUAAUCUGUUUGAAAGGCAGUUCGAGGGAGAGACAGAGAGUGCGAUCUUGCGCCCACUGGUUCACUCCCCAAAUGGUCACAACGGCCAGGGCAGGGCCAGGCCAAAGCCAGGAGCCUGGAACUCCACCCAGGUCUCCCAGGUGAGUGGCAGGGGCACAAGCCCGUAGGCCAUUGUCUGCUGCUUUCCCAGGCGCGUUACCAAGGAGCUUAGUGGGAAGUGGAGCUCCAGGACACAAACUGGAGUCCCCUUGGGAUACUGGUGUCGCCGACGGUGGCUUAACCUGCUGGGCCACAAUGCCUGGCCCCAUUGUGUUUAUUGAUGGAGGCUGGUUUGAUUUUACUGUGUUUGUUUUUGACAUCCUCGUUCCUAUUUUUUUUCCUUUGUGACAAAUGGAAACCUUGGUUCAUUUGGAAGCAUGUGAUAGCUUGUAACUUCCCACUGCAGUAAACGCCAUGAGAACCAGCACAAUGAGAAGUUGUAUUCGUAGUUAAUAUGCAAAGGCUAAAUGUUAACAUCUCCUUCUACAAUCUGAUUUUAAUCAACUAAAACAAAACGUAGAAAUAUUUGUGGUAGCUUAUGUCAGGAUUUUCAGGUUUGCAGAUCCCCUCUGCGUUCUCUGUCUCGCACGCCGCCCUACUGGAGAAAGCAUGCCAUUACACUAAGAUCUCACUCGCACCCUGUGUCUGCUGUGUACGUAGCGGGCGUUACUCCCAUGAUCCUUUUCUCUGCUGUGUACAUAGCGGCCGUUACUCCCAUGAUCCUUUUCUCUGAUGUAUACAUAGUGGGCAUUACUCCCACGAUCCUUUUCUCUGCUGUGUACAUAGCAGGCGUUACUCCCAUGAUCCUUUUCUCUGCUGUGUGCACAGUGGGCGUUACUCCCAUGGCCCUUGUAUCUGCUGUGUGCACAGUGGGCGUUACUCCCGUGGCCCUUGUCUCUGCUGUGUGCAUAGCGGGCGUUACUCCCGUGGCCCUUGUCUCUGCUGUGUACAUAGUGGGCGUUACUCCCGUGGCCCUUGUCUCUGCUGUGUGCAUAGCGGGCGUUACUCCCGUGGCCCUUGUCUCUGCUGUGUACAUAGUGGGCGUUACUCCCAUGUCCCUUGUAUUUACUGUGUACGUAGCGGGCGUUACUGCCAUGAUCCUUUUCUCUGCUGUGUGCACAGUGGGCAUUACUCCCAUGAUCCUUUUCUCUGCUGUGUGCGUAGCGGGCGUUACUCCCACGGCCCUUGUCUCUGCUGUGUGCACAGUGGGCGUUACUCCCGUGGCCCUUGUAUCUGCUGUGUGCACAGUGGGCGUUACUCCCAUGAUCCUUUUCUCUGCUGUGUACACAGUGGGCGUUACUCCCAUGAUCCUUGUCUCUGCUGUGUGCACAGUGGGCGUUACUCCCAUGAUCCUUGUCUCUGCUGUGUGCACAGUGGGCGUUACUCCCAUGAUCCUUUUCUCUGCUGUGUGCGUAGCGGGCGUUACUCCCAUGAUCCUUUUCUCUGCUGUGUACAUAGCGGGCAUUACUCCCAUGAUCCUUUUCUCUGCUGUGUGCACAGUGGGCAUUACUCCCAUGAUCCUUUUCUCUGCUGUGUACAUAGCGGGCAUUACUCCCAUGAUCCUUUUCUCUGCUGUGUGCACAGUGGGCGUUACUCCCGUGGCCCUUGUAUUUACUGUGUACGUAGCGGGCGUUACUCCCAUGAUCCUUUUUUCUGCUGUGUGCACAGUGGGCGUUACUCCCAUGGCCCUUGUAUCUGCUGUGUGCACAGUGGGCGUUACUCCCAUGAUCCUCUUCUCUGCUGUGUGCGUAGCGGGCGUUACUCCCGUGGCCUUGUCUCUGCUGUGUACACAGUGGGCGUUACUCCCAUGAUCCUUUU